Molecule: messenger RNA, 869 nt
Organism: Syngnathus acus (greater pipefish)
Lineage: Eukaryota; Metazoa; Chordata; Actinopteri; Syngnathiformes; Syngnathidae
Product: claudin-4-like
Exons: 1
Coding region: 219-848 (209 amino acids)
Biological process (GO): bicellular tight junction assembly; cell adhesion
Cellular component (GO): bicellular tight junction; plasma membrane
Molecular function (GO): structural molecule activity
Source: RefSeq, a predicted model, not a curated record
UAGAAAAUGUAUUACACCAGUGUGGUUUGAGUGUGGCUCCCUCUUGUGGUCGAUGUGCAGAAGCUUAGACUUUGGUUUUAAUCCAAUACAGUACAAUUUUAUUAUUUAUUUUAUUUUAGUCCUAUAUUUAAGUAGGAUUUUCUUGAAAUUUAAAGGUGAAGAGACUUGACUUAUGACAUGACAGUUGACUUUGUCCCACCUCUGGUUUUAGGUGCGACAUGGCCCUGCAAGAGCUCGGCAUCGUUCUGGCCACGCUGGGCUUGGCCGGCACCAUGCUGAUCUGCGGCCUUCCCAUGUGGAAGGUGACGGCCUUCAUCGGGACUCGCCUGGUGGUCAUGCAGGUGUUCUGGGAGGGUCUUUGGAUGACGUGCGUCAGUGAGUACACAGGUCAGAUGCAGUGCAAGCUCUACGAUGCCCUUUUGGAUUUGUCUCCGGAGCUGCAGGCGGCUCGCGGCCUGGUCUGCAUCAGCCUGGUCCUGGGGUGCCUCGGUUUUCUGGUCUUCCUCCUGGGCGCCCGCUGCACCAAGUGCCUGAACCACCCACGCAUCAAGACCCGGGUGGUGUUGGGUUCGGGCCUCGUCUUCGGCCUGGCGGGCUUGGCCAGCGCCGUGGCCGUGUCCUGGACGGCCAACAAUGUGAUCAGAGACUUCUAUAACCCGCGCGUCCCCGACGUACUCAAACGGGAACUCGGGGCGGCCAUUUAUAUCGGCUUUGUCGCGUCGGGAUUGCUACUCUGCGGCGGGGGCAUCUUAUGUGCGAGUCGUCCACCACCGAGGCUACGUCCUGAUGGCUACACCCCGGCCAGAACGCACACAAACAGCGGCUACGCCAUCAAGAACUAUGUCUAGGUUAGCGACAUUGACAUGGCA